Molecule: messenger RNA, 1215 nt
Organism: Eurytemora carolleeae
Lineage: Eukaryota; Metazoa; Arthropoda; Copepoda; Calanoida; Temoridae
Exons: 6
Coding region: 115-1011 (298 amino acids)
Source: RefSeq, a predicted model, not a curated record
UAUUUAAUUGUACUCCACUCUCCAUGCUUCAUACACUUAUACGUUGAGUUAUUUCAUCACGUUACGAUACGCACUUUUUUAUCUCCUGAUUAACAUUAUUAAUUUGAAUCCACAAUGUUGAUCACCCCUGGAGAUUUAAUACCAGUCCAACCAGAAGCCACAAUUAUACCUUGGACCAGAAGAAAGUCGCAGAUUUUAAAUUUUCUGCACCGUGGUCCUGUUACAUUCAAGACCCUGGUAUAUGAUACAAAUGUUGGAGAUAUUUCAUCACUGGCCACUUAUUUUAACCCGGAAAGGGUAUCCGUCAAGGAUCUAAAUUCAAGAUUUGGUCAGCACCCUAGCAGUGGAGAUAAUAGCAAGGAAGAAGAUGUAAAAGUAGGAUCUGAGAAUGUUAUUAAACCUCGUCUUCUCCUUUACCCGGAGCAUAACCUAAACCAUUCCCAGGUUAAGGUUCAACGCACACUCAAGUGGGUUCUAUCUCACCAGGAUGGAGAGGACAACGCAGACCUGUCCCGUCUCCCCCCUACCGACAACAUUGGAUCCGUCCGUCUGGGACCAGCUGAUCACAUCUCAUCCAUUCGACACGCAUCCGCUGAUAACAUUGUUCCAACCCGGCUCGGAUCGAUAGAUAACCUAUCCUCCACCCGGACCGGAUCUACGGAUAAUCUAUCCGGAUCUCUGGAUGUACGUUGGAAGCGAAGUUCCGGACCAGUGACUGGAAUCCGGAUCGGAGAAAAUCUGAAUAUUAAUCAAGGCCCUCGUCCUGUCUCUAGACCUGCCUCUGUCUCAAGAUUGACUCCUAUCGGUCAUCCUCUGAACCCUGAGCAGGUUCCUAGCUCAGAUACCAGCAGUGUAAUGGGGAUACAGGAGCUCCGAACCCUACCUAGUACCAUGCCCAACCUAUCCUCUGCGUUAAAUAGUGUAUGGAGUGAACUGCCCCGUGAUAUGAGCAUAUCCCAUGAGAGUAUUGAUCGUUGGCCAUCCUACGAAUCCAAGGAGGUCUCCUGGUGAUCGUUGCCCAGAUCGGUAAUCCAAGAAGUGCUCACGGUGAUCGUUGAUUACCAACAAACCUGUUAUUCUAGACGUAUCGGCUCUCGUCGUAAAUAUGAAAUGAAUUGACUAAUUAAGCUAUGCAAAGCUAAAAUGUAAAUAUGUAUGUGACGUUUUUGAACAUGAAAAAAUUUAUUGACAAAUAUAAUAAUUGUUCAGUUAGAA